Exophiala oligosperma is the source of this 1977-nucleotide messenger RNA. RefSeq lists its product as uncharacterized. The record is from RefSeq and is a predicted model, not a curated record. Gene Ontology annotation, cellular component: mating projection tip; medial cortex; Rvs161p-Rvs167p complex. Gene Ontology annotation, molecular function: lipid binding; protein binding. Gene Ontology annotation, biological process: actin cortical patch localization; plasma membrane tubulation; endocytosis. NCBI's taxonomy places the organism in Eukaryota, Fungi, Ascomycota, Eurotiomycetes, Chaetothyriales, Herpotrichiellaceae. The transcript is spliced from 2 exons. Bases 326 to 1699 code for a protein of 457 amino acids.
AGAUCCUAGACUGUUCCCUCUUCAGAUAAUUAGCUACUCGUUCUAAUUCUUGUAUUUGUUUGUCUUGCUCUUUCCUCUAUCACACACGUUCAGACUGCAGGCCAGUCCUCAAAUGUAAUGCAUAUUCCCGCCCGCCAUCACCAUCGACACUCGUUCCGACCCAACAUUCCUACCAAGUCGUACCACCCAAAGAUCAGCGGCCCGACUUCUGUUGAUAUCCUGGGAGAACGAUACCUGGGUCUCUGCGGACACCUCUGCGACUCGAUCAAUUGCCCUGACAUUGCUGGAGGUUCUCUGAUGGACCGGCGGGUCCCAAAGACUCACCAUGCACAGUGUUCAGCGACAUUUUGGCAAGUACAUGAGGAGGAGUGCAGAUGAGCAACAGAUCUCCGUUCUACUUAAAGAUUUCGAAGAGGCGGACCGUCUACUGACCAAGGUCAUUGAAUCCUCCAAACAAUGGCGAGAAGCCUGGAUCGCCAUUCUCACCCACCAACACCGUAUGUUCGAGGAGUUCGAGCUCCUUUAUGCCCCGAUUGUUGGCGCCAGUGAAGAUUAUCAAGGCCAUGUUGCAGUCCUCACCCCCGAGCAUCUCGUCGGAAGAACCAACCGGAUCAGGAUGGAGUCCUCGGAUUUGAAGAGGGAUUUAAUAGAAGAUCUUGCCCAUGUCGAGGACAAGUUGAUCCAGCCGGCUCAGAGUGCCAAAGAUAGUCUUCACACGAUGAGGAAGACAAUCAAAAAACGAGAAGAUCGGAAGCUGGACUAUGAAAGAUAUCAAAGCAGAGUCGAGACGGCUCAGAAAAAGGCAAAGCGUUCAGAGAGAGAAAAUGCAGCACUUGCAAAGUCCCAGUCUGAUCUUGCUUCAGCAACAGAAGCAUACGCUGCCGCCGACGAGAACCUAAGGAACUGUCUACCACGGUUACUCCAAUCUGUCUUCUCACUGCUACCGCAUUUCCUCGCCACUCUCAUCAACAUCCAGAACAGCUUACUCGGGCAUUAUUACACAUCACUGCACGCAUAUUGCACAGAAGAGGGCUUUCCUUCUCCGAGUCCACCCAUGGAUGAAGUCAUCAGGCUGUGGGACGAUGCCUUCAAGCCUGUACAACGGGAGAUCGAAUCUUUUGCACUCCUGGCCAACGGAAAAGCCAUCAAAGCGUCAAUGUCUCAGGAGAACGGACAUCCACCUGCCAACGGCUAUCGCCGCCCCAGCGCCAACUCGUCCUUUGCUCGUGGACAGUCUGUCUCACCUGCCAGGGCACUUCCACCUUCUCCAUCUUUUGAGAUCAAGCCAAAGAUUUCUUCGUCUCCUGCGCCAUCGACCUUACUAAGCCCGACAACUCCUAUGGAGGCUACACCGUCGCCUUCGCACUCAGUGUAUCAGACACCAAUGUCUUAUUCCCCAGCUGGACCCCACACGGAUUAUUUCUCCCGAGAGCGUCAGCCUUCGACAACGUCUGUUACAUCUGCGACUUCCAUCGCACAGAAAAAGCGCCCUCCACCCCCUCCACCACCACGGUUGCCGUCGCAGCAGGCAAUUUUUGUGACGGCACUGUACGAUUUUGACGGACAAAGCGAAGGUGACCUCGCUUUUCGAGAAGGAGAUCGAAUCAGGGUUCUCAAGAAAACGGAAAGCACAGACGACUGGUGGCAAGGGGAGCUUCGAGGAGCCCAGGGGCCUUUUCCUGCCAACUAUUGCCAGUGAAUCUAGCUUGCAUCACAAAUGGAUGAGGAGCAAUCAGUGUAGCUCUCUUUGUUUGUUUUUGAGACGAGUAGUCGGGCGAUGGUCAAAACGGCCAGAACAAACGAUUGGAUCAAGGAUGAGAAGGGGGUUGAUUUGGCGAUGAGAAUGAAAUAAAUGACCUGGUUUAGCAUCGGGAUUCAGCAUGAGCAAAGGUAUCGGAAGCAUUGUAAGUUAUCGAAAUAUACCCCAAAUCAAAAAGAGAAGUCUAUUAAAUGAAAUCUGUUUCCUCUUGUCUUCGU